Messenger RNA from Vitrella brassicaformis, 3342 nucleotides. The record is from the annotation of a GenBank genome assembly. NCBI's taxonomy places the organism in Eukaryota, Vitrellaceae.
AUUAUAUCCACACCACAUGCGGCGACUUGAACAAAGAAGUAGCUGCAUUUCUCCCCAGAUCAUCUAAUCUUCUCUGCUACACCACAUGCAAUAUGCACUCAGCACACCGAGAGACCUCUCAUCUCAUCCGCAUGCAAAUCCUCGACCCACCCAGACAGGCACUCUCACAUCGACCCUGAGCUCACAUCAUGCGAAAGGACAUGCAAAAUAGAAACAACGAGAGCCACAGACAGACACACGUCCGCGUCGCUGAUGAUGAAAUCGUUGGUGAUGAUAUGAAAGGCGCCUGCAGCACUUCUAUCUCAUCUGCAUGAAACCUAUACGACCCGCCCAGCAGAGCACCGACGCUCGACUCCCCCGUAUAGCCCGCAGGCAUAAAGCUGCUGGUAGUGUACUGCGCACAGUUGCGGAUGUCGCCAUCAUGUACCCACCCAUCUUCCGGUACCCACCGAUACAACUCGUCCAACUUCAGGUACCCACCCAACCUCCGGUACCCACCAAUCAUCACACUCACACCGCCCGCACUGUGCCCCGCCACCAUCACAUCCACCCCCUGAUACAUUUCGCGGGCGUCGAUCUUGGUCGGCUUGGCGAAAUGCCCGGCCAGCGAAAACCAUCGCACGUCACACUCAUAGUCGUUGUAGUCGGUCGGGUCAUCGGGCAGCUCCAGACCGCAAUUGAUGUGAACGCCGAAGACAUACUUGUCCUUUCUGAUUACAAACACGAGAGGCUCUGCGUCGCCCACACUGUUCAGCAGGUCAUCGUAAGUGGUGCCGUGCACAGACGACCUACGCCACACACACACACACACACACAUCUCUCUCUCUCUCUCUCUCUGUGUGUGUGUGUGUAUGAUUGCGUACCGAUACAGUGAGGUGACAUUGUCAGUGCCCAUCAAGUCGAGCAGCCCCUCAUACUCUGACGCGGACAACGAUGUGUUCUCAGGUGGGACACCAGCUGCACUCGAGGACCGCUGUAAUACCCAUCCACAAAGCACUCAUCGCAUGCCAAAUCGAAACAUCCCCCCUUCCUUACCUACUAUUCCCAACCACGUGAAGCACCUCUAUCUCAUCCGCAUUGAAAUCGGAUUUAUACGACCCCAGAUGAGCAUCGCCAUUCCAAUCGCGCUCCCCCGUAUAGCCCGCAGGCACGUCGUCGCUGUCGGUGAUCUGCACACAGCUGCGGAUGUCGGCAGCCGACCGGUCACUGUCCUUAGCGUCACCCAACCGCAGGUACCCACCGAUUCUCACAUUCCCGCGCUCCCCUCCCUCCCCGUCACCCCCACCCACUGCUUGUCUUCGUCGACAUCAAUCUUGGUCGGCUUUGCGAAGUGGCCGGCCAGCGAGAAAUGCCACAAAUCACACUCAUACUUGUGGAGUCUCGUGGAGUUGUCGGUCAGCUGCAGACCGCAAUUAAUAAAGGCGCCGAAGACAUACUUGUCCUUUCUGAUUACAAACACGAGAGGCUCUGCGUCGCCCACACUGUCCAGCAGGUCAUCGUAAGUGGUUCCGUACACAGACGUCCUACGACACACACACAUACACACAGAGAGAGAGAACGCCACACACACAUGCAUCACGUCAUGCAUCUAUCUCUCUCUCUCUGUGUGUGUGUGUGUAAUUGCCUACCGGUACAGUGAGGUGAGUUCCGUGCCAUUGUCAUUGCCCAUCAAGUCGAGCAGCCCAUCAUAUUCAAACCCGGACAACGACGUGCCGUUAGGCGGGGACACCCAUCCGCCGUCAUACCCAUCCACCUGCAGCACCUCCAUCUUAUCCGCAUGGAAGAAGUCCGACCCGCCCAGAACUGCACCACCGCCGUGAUACUCCCCUGUGUAGCCUUCAGGCACAUCGUCGCUGUGGGUGUACUGAUAGCAGCUGCGGAUGUCGGCAGCCGGCCGGCCACUGUUCUCGUCGUCACCCAAAUACAGAGCCCCACCGAUCUUCACAUUCGCACCCCACGCACUCCCCUCCCUCCCCGCCACCCGCACAUUCUGCUCCCUUCGGAGCUUGGUCGGCGUGUCGAAGUGGCCGGCCAGCGAGAAAUGCCACAGGUCACAGUCGUACCAGUGCCUGCCGGUCGGGUCGUCGGGCAGCUUCAGACCGCAAUUGAUGAAGGCGCCGAAGACGUACUUGUCCUUUCUGAUGACAAACACGAGAGGCUCUGCGUCGCCCACACUGUCCAGCAGGUCAUCGUAAGUGGUGCCGUUCACCGACGACCUACGCCACACACACACACACACACACAAAACACACACCUCUCUCUCCCUCUGUGUGUGUGUCUGUAUGAUUGCAUACCGGUACAGUGAGGUGACAUUGAGUUCUGUGCCAUUGUUACUGCCCAUCAAGUCGAGCAGUGCCUUAUACUGUGACGCAGACAACGACGUGCCCUCAGGCGGAGACACCGGCUGCCCGCCCACGCGCAGCACCUCUAUCUCAUCCGCAUGGAAAUUCUCCGACCCGCCCAGCACAGCACUGCCAGGUUCGCUCGACACGCCCACAUAGCCCUCAGGCACAUGCCACUUCCUCUGACGGCAGCUGCGGAUGUCGGCAGCUGGCUGGUCACUGUCCUCGUCGAUACCCAGCCGCAGGGACUCACUGAGCGGCCCACCGAUCUCCACAUUCGCACCCCACACACGCCCCUCCCUCCCCGCCACCCACACCCACUGAUCGUCUUCGUCGAACUCGAUCUUGGUCGGCUGGGCGAAGUGGCCGGCCAGCGAGAAAUGCCACAGAUCACACCAGUACUUAUGGCUGUCGGUGGGGUCGUCGGGCAGCUUCAGACCGCAAUUGAUGAAGGCGCCGAAGACGUACUUGUCCUUUCUGAAGACAAACACGAGAGGCUCUGCGUCGCCCACACUGUCCAGCAGGUCACCGUAAGUGGUGCCGUUCACCGACGACCUACGCCACACACACACACACACACCUCCCUCUGUGUGUGUGUGUGUGUGUGAUUGUGUGUGAUUGCAUACCGGUAUAGUGAGUUGAGGUCUGUGCCAUUGUCACUGCCCAUCAAGUCGAGCAGCCCCUGAUACUCUGACGCAGACAACGACGUGCCCUCAGGCAGGGACACCUGCUGCUGAACUCGACGGACUUGCACACAAGGCACAGCCACAGAGCAAAUGACUAAUCCAAUGAACGAAUGGGCCACAGCGUACCUGUUGGGCCUCCGAGUCAGUCCACGCCAAGCUGAGAGUCACCAGCAGCAGCGCAGCACACCUGCAGUGUCGUGCCAUCGCGUUGACGAAAGAAAGUUUUUCUCGUUCAGUCCAGCCACAGGCAGCCUAUGUGAUGAACAAGACAGCAGUGAGCGAGACGACGGGAGAGGGUGUAGGCAGAGAGAGAG